Colletotrichum lupini is the source of this 234-nucleotide messenger RNA. RefSeq lists its product as uncharacterized. Lineage: Eukaryota; Fungi; Ascomycota; Sordariomycetes; Glomerellales; Glomerellaceae. The transcript has a single exon. The annotation marks the transcript as partial. The record is from RefSeq and is a predicted model, not a curated record.
ACGCUUAAUACGUUAAUAGAAGGUAUUAUAAAGAUUAGUUUUAGCCUAGGUAAGGAAAUCGUCACCCUAAGUAUAGUAAAAGUAGAGACGUACUUCGGAACGAUAACUUUUUAUAUUUUACUUAUUAAUACCCCAUUUCUCUUAUAUUUAAAAGAUAUAGAUCGACUAAGUAUUAUAUUUAAUAAUACGAGGAACAGAAUCUCUAGCGGUAAAUACUUCGAGAUAGUUAAAUAA